AUGGAUAAAGAGCAUCGUUCACAUGAUUUCGUCUGGGUAAAUGACAACCUCCGGAAUAUCUCCUUAUAUGGCAAUAGUCCUACAUCAGAAGGAUUUUUGGACGAAGGAAGAUUCGUGGGGACUUUGGUAAAGGUCAAUGUCAAUCCGUAUAGGAGAAGGAGAGAAGGGUCCAUGAGAUACUCCAACCUCUUAGAGCAUUUCCAGCAACUCGGGCUGGGGGCGGGCUGGGGGGAGUUUGGGGCUUUUUGGCGUUUCCAGCAACAAAAGGGAGUCCGGGCAGGAGGUGGGGGCCAGCAGCCUGGGCUGGCCCGUGGUGGGGUUCGGCCCGAGCACUUGCCUGCUGGCUGA
Prunus armeniaca (apricot) is the source of this 348-nucleotide messenger RNA. NCBI's taxonomy places the organism in Eukaryota, Viridiplantae, Streptophyta, Magnoliopsida, Rosales, Rosaceae. The record is from the annotation of a GenBank genome assembly.